AUGACUCUGGUGCUGCUACAGCCAAGCCGCUCCCUUGUUGCCAACAUUGUUGCUGUUCCCAGUGUAAAAGCAAUGGAGAGCUGGGACAUGCCUGUGAGCAUGUCCAGCAGAGAUACCUUGGAUAAGCUCCGAAGUGGGGAGACAGGGGGCAGGUCUCCUGUGUUGCAGCCCAAGCGGGGCUGCCAGGGCACUGAGAACACGCCCUCCUCCCGCAGGAAAGAGAGGUCCAAAGUGCCCUACGUCAUGCGUCAGUGUGUGGAGGAGAUUGAGCACCAAGGCAUGGAGGAGGUGGGCAUCUAUCGCGUGUCCAGAGUGGCCAUGGACAUCCAGGCAUGGAAGGCAGCCUUCAACGUCAAUGAGUAUAACAAGGAUGUGUUGGUGAUAAUGAGUGAGGUGGACAUGAAUGCCAUUGCAGGCAUACUGAAGCUGUACUUCCAUGAGCUGCCUGAGCCUCUCUUCACUGGCAAGUUCUACCCCAAGUUUGCUGAGGUCAUCUGUCCUUCAGACCCAGUUACAAAGGAGACCUGCAUGCUUAACCUGCUGCUGUGCCUGCCAAAGGCCAACCUGCUCAGCUUCCUUUUCCUUCUGGACCUCCUAAAAGGUAGCCCAGCUUUCUUUGUGGCAGAGAAAGAGGCAAUCAAUAAGAUGUCCCUGCACAACCUCACCAUUGUCUUUGGUCUCAUGCUGCUCUGGCCCUGGGAGGAGAGCAAGCUCCCUGCCAAGCCCAGCCAGCCCAUCAAUGACAGCUGGUCCUUGGAGGUCAUGUCCCAGGUCCAGGUGCUGCUGUACUUCCUCCAGCUGGAGGCCGUCCCUGCCCCAGACAUCAAGAGACAGAGCAUCCUGUUCUCCACUGAAGUCUAA
Molecule: messenger RNA, 861 nt
Organism: Saimiri boliviensis boliviensis (Bolivian squirrel monkey)
Lineage: Eukaryota; Metazoa; Chordata; Mammalia; Primates; Cebidae
Source: RefSeq, a predicted model, not a curated record